This is a messenger RNA of Engraulis encrasicolus (European anchovy), 3412 nucleotides long. RefSeq names its product sphingomyelin phosphodiesterase acid like 3A (gene smpdl3a). Bases 565 to 1929 code for a protein of 454 amino acids. Gene Ontology annotation, biological process: sphingomyelin catabolic process. Gene Ontology annotation, molecular function: sphingomyelin phosphodiesterase activity. The record is from RefSeq and is a predicted model, not a curated record. The transcript has 8 exons. NCBI's taxonomy places the organism in Eukaryota, Metazoa, Chordata, Actinopteri, Clupeiformes, Engraulidae.
CCCAUUACGCAAGGAAGAAAUACCUGCGAUGCCACUACUGCCACAUCCCUAUAAUAAAACAAGGUGUCAGAAACGAAACCGAUUUGGAACGAAUAAAACAGCGUAGGCCUAUGCCAUACAAUACAAUAACAUGCAAUAGCAAAGGAAAUAGGUCACGUGGUAUGUAGACCUAAAACAAGGGAGAACGAGAUCUUGGUGACAAAGGCCAGUGGUUUAUGAAAAGUACAUCGGCCAUUUCUCAGUGUUCUGGUGGGCUAAGCACAUUGGGAAGUGUGUCAACCUAAUUAGUCACGCGCAGUGAUUGGAUACUCCGCAGAGUUUAACAAAGAGUAGGCCUAUCCAAUCACUGGGCGUGACUAGACUGACACACUUCCAAGUGUGCUUACUAGAACAUUGAGAAAUGGCCAUUAUCACCGAUACAAGAUUAUUUACUCAAGUCCCGUGACCACACUGUCAACAAUGUUGUCACGUGACAAUUUUACUUCCUGUUUUGGUAUGAGCUACAGCUGCGAGACUCCCGUAAUGUAAUAAUCCCAAUUUCACGGAGGGCUCCCUACGACGGCGAUGCAUCAAGUGGUGUAUUUUUGUCUACUGGCUCUGCCAAUUCACCUGUUGGUAGUUGCUGCGCCACAUUUGAACAAGAUAGGCCAACAAUAUGCUUCGAAAAGGAACAAGUUAGGGACAUUCUGGCACAUCUCAGACCUGCACCUGGACCCCACCUACCAUGUGACAGGAGACCGUACCAAGGUGUGCAUUUCCUCCAAGGGAUACCCAGCGGUGGACCCUGGCACCUUUGGAGACUUCAUGUGUGACUCCCCAUAUGAGCUCAUCGAGUCAGCGUUCAAGUUCAUGAAAACCUUGCCCCAACCUGACUUCAUGAUAUGGACAGGUGACAGUCCCCCCCAUGUCCCUGCGGCUGAGCUGUCUACCAAACAGGUGAUCGAGGUCCUCUCCAACACCACAAACACCGUCCGUGCCUUCUUCCCCACGCUGCCCGUCUACCCCGCAGUAGGGAACCAUGACUACUGGCCCCAGGACCAGUUACCAACAACAACCAAUGACAUUUACCAGGCGGUUGCCAAGCUGUGGUCCCAUUGGCUUGAGCCUGAGGCCGUGGCUACACUGCAAGCAGGUGGUUUCUACUCCCAGCUCAUACGGCCGCACCUGCGACUGGUGAGCCUGAACACCAUCCUCUACUAUGGGCCAGACAAGGUGACUGAGAACAUGACCGACCCAGCAGGACAGCUGCAGUGGCUCCAGGACACUCUGGAGACAUCACGGCAGAGCAUGGAGAAGGUCUAUAUCAUCGCUCACGUUCCCAUCGGUUACCUCCCGUACGCCCGGGGCUACACAGCAAUGCGGGAGGUCCACAACGAACGGCUGGUGGAAAUGUUUCGCAACUACAGUGACGUCAUAGCCGGGCAGUUCUACGGACACACGCACAGAGACAGCCUAAUGGUGCUACUGGAUCGCCAAGGUAAACCGGUGAACUCUGUGUUCGUCACGCCGGCCGUCACGCCCAUCAAAGGCCCAACGGAGCCGUACUCCAACAACCCCGGCCUGCGCAUGUAUCCAUACGACCCAGCCGACUAUGGAGUGCUGGAUGUGUGGCAGUAUUACCUGAACCUGUCGGAGGCCAACCGCGAGGGCCGCUCGUCAUGGAGGCUGGAGUACAGCCUGACGGAGGCCUUCCAGCUCCCAGACGCCGGGCCCCGCAGCCUGCACGCCCUGGGCCUCGCCCUGGCCCAGCCCCAUAGCCAGGCCUUCCAGACCUACUUCCGGCACUUCAUGGUGAGCUACAACAGCACCGUGACCUGCCCGGGCCAGUGCAAGAUCACGCAGACCUGCGCAGUCAUGUAUCUGGAUCGGGAAUCCUACACCGCCUGCCUGAAGGGGAUGGGGCAGGGUGAUCAAGGGUGGGGUGACUGAUUGAGCUGUCAUGCGAGGGAGUGUAGUGGGUGUGCUGCGUCACAGUGAGUGCAGUUACAAGCAUAGUAUUUCCGUUUCAAAAUGAAUAUUGUCAGAAUUCGGUCUAACCCCUUUGCGCAGAGCCUAUGUUUUUGUUUAGUUUAUUAGGAUCCCCAUUAACUGGGCACAGACCCAGCUAUUCUUCCUGGGUUUUAAUGUGUUCCUGGGUUUUAAUGUGUUACUUAAGGCUCUUGAUAAUGUUAUAGCAAUGUUGUUACGAUGUAAUGGAGUCUUUUUCAGCAAUGAAAAGUAGUGGUGUGCAUUGGACUGCCCUCGUGAUUCAAUUCGAUUACGGGAGGUAGUUAUUCGAUUCGAUUAAAUUCUACAAUGCAAACUGAAAGCAAAGCAAAUGUUUCAUCAGUCAGAUACUGAGCAACAUUUCAUUGGCUGUUUUCUGUAUCAGUCUUGCAGUUUUCAAUGCUUUGAAGUGCUUUUAUUUGCUCCCGAAAUAUCCACGGAAGUAAUUGAAACUUUAAAAAAUUGCCGCAUCGAUUAUGGAGCUUGCCGCAUUGAAUUGAAUUGUACAUGCCCCGCAUUGCAUUGCAUUGCUGAAUCGAUUAUUGUUGACACCACUAAUGAAAAGAUGGCGAGCCCAUCUGCGCAAAGAGGCCACAACAGGUUCCAGAAUAUUCUGUUUACAUGUGUGGAACACCGUUCUGCAACUGGAAUAUUCCCAGGACCAUGGUUCCAAGGUCGAGGUCACACUCAGAAUGAAUAAAGAGCUAACAUGACGUGUGCAUAUCGACCUAUCACCUAAUCAGAAUGUUCCUUGCGUAACUGCGCUCAAAUGUUAUCUUGUAAGGAGGAGAAAACAUAGCACCUUUGUUGUUGUGGAUUUAUGACUGAUGGGUUUAUGGGGCCUAUACUACAAAUCUGGGUCAGGAUGAGUUAAGGUUAAGUUAAGAGGUAAAUCAUCUAAUACAAGAGCGUCCAUGCUCUUCUAUUAGAUGAUUUACCUCUUAACUUAACCUUAACUUAUCCUGACCCAGCUUUGUAGUAUAGUCUCAUGAUGUUCAGAGGGUAGUCUUCUGUUAUGUGUUGACUGUGACUAAUGAAUGUAGCACCUUAAUCAGUACAGUAUAGGAUCGAAAAAGGGCAAAGCGGAGUGCACAAAUUUCACAAAAUGAUUUUAAAUAUCAGGGACCAGUACAUACCAAGUUGGAUGGGUACAGUGCAGUAUAGGAUUGAAAAGGAGAUUUUAAAAUUCAGGGAUGAGUACAUGCCAAGUUGAAUGAUACAGUUUUGGAUUAAAAAGGAGAAAGCAGAGCGGGCAUAUUUUACAAAAUGAUUUUAAAAUCAGGGAUGAGUACAUAAGUUGUAUGAUUUUUAGUAAUUCAAUUCAGCACUGAUCAUGUGAUGACGGCUGAAUAAAAAUGUCUACUUUUUAUUGUGUACAAUGAAUGAUUGUGUGUGGACAUGAUGAAUAAAGGCUUGUUUUGUAAUG